This is a messenger RNA of Populus euphratica (Euphrates poplar), 1872 nucleotides long. RefSeq names its product membrane-anchored ubiquitin-fold protein 6-like. The transcript is spliced from 3 exons. Gene Ontology annotation, molecular function: protein binding. The record is from RefSeq and is a predicted model, not a curated record. NCBI's taxonomy places the organism in Eukaryota, Viridiplantae, Streptophyta, Magnoliopsida, Malpighiales, Salicaceae. Bases 552 to 908 code for a protein of 118 amino acids.
ACAAGUAUGAUACAACAAAACUGAAGUGUCAUUUUCGAUAUUCCUUGGGUUGCCUUUUUUCAGUUAGAUUCAGGUGAAACAAAACAGAACUCUGAUUCUGAAAGUCUCCCAUUCCAGUAGUUUCUUUCUACAUCAAGAAAUUCAAUAACCAGACUCUCCUUCAUUCUUUGGGUUUGCUCUCAUACUGUUCUCAUAAUUCACUAACAUCCCUCUUGUUGCUGCAUCAAGAAAUAGAAUCUUGGGGAUUCAAAAGUUCAUUCUCAAGUGUAAAGAACGCUCCUUUUCAGUCAUAAUCAGUUGAAAGAUUGCUUCUUUCUUGGAUUCCGAGGAAGAAAUCACUAUAUUUGAUCUGGGUUCUUGGUGUUUUGUUUUUUAGAUAGUAUACAAGUAGCGCUUUUAGUCACUGUUGUUGAAAGUCCUUUUCAAAGAGACUUUGUAGUGAAGGAUACGUACCUGGAUCUUUAGUAGAGUUUAAAGGGUGUUUGUUCUCUUUUGUUUUGGGAUUUCGUAGAAAUCAUUAUAGAGGCGGGGUUUCAGUAAGAGAUUCGUCAAUGGCAACACCACCUUCGAUUGAGCUCAGAUUCAGGUUACCAGAUGGCAAUGAUAUUGGGCCAAACAACUACACUGAAGCAGCCAAUGUGGCGACUCUUAAAGAGCAUGUAAUUGAGCAAUGGCCAAAAGACAAGGAAAAUGGCCCGAAGACUAUAAAAGAUGUGAAGCUUAUAUAUGCUGGACAUGUACUGGAAAACCAUAGAACACUUGCCGAGUCCAGACUUCCUGUCGGUGAUAGUCUCACAGGUGUAGUCACCAUACAUGUUGUUCUGCGUCCUCCUGGUGCACGUAUAAACAAUGGUGAUCAGCGCAAUGAUGUUGAAUGGCGGGAGGGUUGCUCAUGCUCAAUCUUGUAGUUGCAAGAAGAAAAUAUUCUGAAGCUGCUUCAGUUGGUAUAGGAGCCUUUAAUGUGCAGUGUGUUAGACAGUAGAUGAGGUGCAGUUUAAAAUUUCGGGAACUCCAAAUUUCAAAUGGCUUUAGAAACAAAAAAAACUUGAAAGUCCACCACCAGCAUGCCCUUUGUUUCUUUCUUCUUUUAGUUUCUUUGGCACACUACUGUGCUGUUCAUUCAUUAGUGUUGGCAAAUGCUAGGAAAGAAAUUUGUCAGUGUGGAUUAGAAGUUCAGUUGAUAUAUAGGGUUUAUCCUACCAACAGAAAGGAAAAGGAGAGCAAGAGAGAGAGAUAGAGAGAGCGAGAGAGAGUAGAAGCGCUUGCAGAAGAAUUUAUGAUUUUGCUUGGAUCUGUUGUUAUCACACUGGCUUCUGAAAAGUUACAGAGAAGGUACAGCGUGCGAUUUUUUACACGAUCAAUAAAACUUGCCAGAUAUCCACUCUGGGUUGAGUCCCAACUUUUUAUCAACUUCAUUUGAUUUAUGGCGACUCUAGUGGACCUUCCAUUAGAAACGUUACUGGCAGUAACGAAUUAAUCAAGGAUCACGCUGUCACCAUGUUCUCCGGGACGUUUCGGAUUGCAAAAUUUUACCGGUUCUUGACUAUAAUAUUUAUUCAAACAUCAUGCUGUGUUUCAAGUUGGGCAAGUAACCUCUCUUAUGAAUCGCAUCAUUAGGCAAGCGCGUAUAUCAAAUGAAGUUGUAGCUUUAUCGAAGGUCACCUAAUCAUGGAACCUGUUCAAUAAUGGCUCCUGCAUGCUCCGGCACCUAAAGGAAAACUUCAGGAAAGAAUGAAAAAGGCACGACUGGUAGAGUGGAGGGGGAGACAUAGCAACGGGGAGGAAUUGACUCCAAGGCAUUUUGCUAGCUUUUCGAGUGACGAACCAAAAUUGAUUUAGCUGGUCAAAUAACUUGAUUACUAUGCAGUAUAA